This is a messenger RNA of Brienomyrus brachyistius, 3169 nucleotides long. Its product is annotated as germinal-center associated nuclear protein-like. NCBI's taxonomy places the organism in Eukaryota, Metazoa, Chordata, Actinopteri, Osteoglossiformes, Mormyridae. The record is from RefSeq and is a predicted model, not a curated record. The transcript is spliced from 10 exons. The coding region runs from base 114 to 2048 and encodes 644 amino acids.
UAAAAGGAGCUCUACCCCGUCCCAAGAUGGCGGCUCUGUUGACGCAUUCGCUCCCAUAGACGGCUGUAUUCAACGCGACAACCAGUGCUGCUGCCUUCUGCAGGUUGGCGAAGAUGCGAAGGGAAACCGAGCAUCAGAUGAAGGUCCACUUGUUCUACCAGCAGCUCCUGAGCGAAUCUGUGUGGGGGCCACUGGACCUGCUCAGUCUGGUGGCAGCAAGCGUCUCGAACCCAUCUGACACAAUCUUCUGGAAGGCAGCCCUCUUGUUGCCAAGUGAUCAUGAAAGAGAUGCCAGUGUUGCUAACCAGAUUUUGACAGAAUGGCUGGAGUCCAAAUUCGGUAACUCGGAGAAGCAAGAACACAGGGAGAUGGUCCCCAACGGACACAUGCAAACCUUGAGCAUCAGCAGCGGCCUGCGGAGCGUGGGGGAGCGCAUGCACACAGUGCACGUGUGUGUGAAGGUGGCCCGCGGGCCCCUCAGCGAGGAAGGCCAGUUGGCAUUGGAGAAGCGGAAGGGGCUGAUGGGCAUGGGCGCCCUGCUGAUGCUGCUGCCCUCGGCAGUCAGUCCCGGGGCUGAUGAGGAAGACGGGGACAUCUUCCUGUUAUCCGCCCUGCUGCAACUCCGGCAGAUCCAGCAGGCUAAUGCCUGGCCACAGGCCCUUCCUCUGGUGGUGGUGGUCCCAGGGCAGGCUGGGCACAGGGCCAGCGAUGAACGGCUAGAGGAAGACCUGAUGCUUCAGACACUCAUUGAGGAAGGUUUGAUUUCAGAGUACAUGUUCGUCCAUAUCCCCGAGACCACGAACGAACCCCAAGGAUCCGAGCAGAUCCGCCAUGCCGUCAGGUGGCUCGCUGCCCGCUCCACGGCACCAGCCCGGCUCGUCUCGCAGACGUUGGUGCAGGUUGUGGAGGCCGGGCUCUGCCGCGAGUUUGCUGGUAGGCUUCACCGUGAUCGGAGGGACCGUGACAUGGCGGGACUGCCCUUCCAGGGCCCUGCACCCGUCAUCGGCCUCUACAACACUGUCCUGGCUUUCUUGGCUGGCCUUGUGUCGUCCCCGAGUCUGGCUGGCCUCUCCUGGCCCGUGGCAGAGUUCUUGGUGCCAGGGGGUGGUGACUGCCUACCACAUCUGCUCUGGAACUCGGCUGAGCACCUGGAGUGGCUCCAGGGGGCAGUCCUGAGCCUGCGGCUGCCCGACUGGCCGCUGCCAGCCGUGGGGGCUCCUUGGAGCCAGCUGGUUGCCUCCAUCUUCCAGUACGUAUCUCAAAUCCCAUGGUCCCGCCACAGCCAGCCACUCCUUAUGUCCCAGUUGGAGAACCUUUUGGAGAGGCUGCGUCAGGACUGUGUGGGCCGAGGUGGGGGGCCGGACAAGGAGCCCACUUUCUGGGAGGUGCCCUGGGACGAAAUUGUCAUGCUCUGUGUAGAGCACCAACUCCGGGACUGGAACCCUCCUGGGUGCCCCGUGAGUGAAGAUGUCAUCAGUGACGACGGAGAAAUCUCGGUGUAUUUCCUGAGCGAUGGGCUGCAGGGCUUCAUACCGCCGUCCUGCUGGGUGGAUGCCGUAAAGCAGACGCACAGGGACAAGCAGCAGGGGAAGGCAGGGUGUCACCAGAGCAUGUGGCCUCAUCCUCGACUGGCCAGGCCACGUCUUCAACAGAAGCUGUUUCACAGCAUGGUUGAGGACCCUGAGUCCGGAUCCGGUGUUGCCCCUGUUUUGGAUGCUGCCUCCAGCCCCCAGGACCUCCUGGCUCGCAUUGAGGAGGAGAAAGAACAGAGCCGCAGGUUCGAGGACCAGCUGCGUACCUGGCUUGACGUCGAGUCCCUGGGCCCUUCCUCUUCCUCCUCACCACUUUUCUUGCCUUCUUCGUUACUGUCUGUACCGGAGAUCGUAGUGCCCUCCCCAAAGAUGGCUGCCCCACCUGCACUUGCCCUGGUAUUGACCCUGUGCCUACACAGGUGCUCACAUUUUAAGACCCCAAGUACCCUGUGCUCAUCAGUUGAGACUGUUUCUGUGCCCAUUUUUGUAGCAGAAGGAGCGCAGUGUCCGCAGUGACCAGGCCAGGGGAGCUGCCAGUUUGUAUAUUUCCGCAGAUGUGACACAGGCGCGGAUAUAAUCUCCCAGGCCGAAGGACGCCGAAAUCUACCGCGCUGUAAGAACUCUGUUUCGACUUUUGAAGGCCAUAUUUUUGGGCUUUUUACACAAUGAAUCCGUCUGGGCUUUUCGGCAGAACACAAGGCGGAGCGUUUCAGUCUCCGCGCGCCCCGACCUCGGGGCUCUUUUCCUUCGGCCAGCAGAACGCCCCUUUCGUGCAGCCGCCUGCCCUCGGCCAGGGCACCGGCCAGACCUCGCUCUUCAGUACAUCGUCUGCCUUCGGCCAGACCGGAUCCCUUUUCGGGCAGCCUGGCGGGACGGCGUCUGGACAGGCCCCGACCUUCGGCAUGCCCGGUUCUGGGAGUCAGACCCCGUCGUUUGUACAGAGCGACACCAGGUUCGGCCCGCCGCCCUCCUUCGGGCAGCCGGCCGGGGUCGGUCAGAGCUCUGUCUUUAACCAGAACUCGGCUUUUCCCCAGACCUCUGCCUUCGGACAGACCGGCGGAUUUGCUCAGCACACACCCGGCUUCGGCGGCUCUAACGCUAUCUCCGCCUCCUCUGUUCCCCCCUCCUCGGGGUCUAGUCAACCACUGAGAUUCGGACAGUUGUCCACAGGGUCUUCUUCGGUAUUCUCCCCUGGAAGCGUUCAGGGCCGCGGAUUUAGCACCUCAGAGUUCAGCUUCAAGCCGUCAGACGCAGCUGUGUUCAAACCUAUUUAUAGCGCCAGUCCUGAACCGGCUGUGUCCCAGGCUGUGUCCGAGUCUUUUGGUUCCAGCCCAUCCAGCACCACCGCUACCAGUAUGGACAGCAGUGGGCCUGCUCCUGCUGCCUCUGAGUUCCUUUCUGGAGCAUUAGGUUUUAGCUUCUCACAGCCCAUCGCAGUGUCCAGCAGCAUCCUCCCCACCAAAGAUGCACAUCCCAGCACCACCCAGGAGUUCAGCUUCUCGAAACCAGCAGCACCCUCCGUUGGUGCUGGCAGUGGCCUGGGUGGGGGGACCUCCCAGGCCGCCUCUGUCUCCAGGUACUCUGCCUCUAGCCUCCAUGAGCCCCGGCCACUGUUUGGUGCUGUCAGCUUUGGUCCG